UCCAAACAAUUUCAAAAUGAAUGUUGAAAUUAGAUUCAAUUGGAUGAUUUUCAACAUUUUUAUAUGAAUACUUGUCAAUUUUAUAAUUCUUUUAUUAUUCAACAUUAUCAGAAUCAACAAUCUUAUUACUAUCACUAUGAUAUAAUAGUGCAACACAUACACUAUCACAACAGUGAGCUAACAUCUUCAAACUUAAUAUCUCUCCCCGCCAAAUUGGGUAAUUUGAUUCCACCUUCAGUUUGUGUUGUGUUACCCGGCGCCUUCUCCGUGGUAAUCACAGCUUUUUAUUAUGAUUUAUAUUUAGCGUUGCAUUGGCCUGGAAUCUGAGAUUUAUACCUCAACUUUCCACUAGCGCUCUGCAAAAAAAUAAGUCAAGAACAAAACUUAUGAAAUUUGUGAAGAUUCCCUUUAAGUUCCCACUAUACAUGCCAUACAUGGACUGCUUUU
Ascoidea rubescens DSM 1968 is the source of this 447-nucleotide messenger RNA. RefSeq lists its product as uncharacterized. The coding region runs from base 64 to 327 and encodes 87 amino acids. The record is from RefSeq and is a predicted model, not a curated record. Lineage: Eukaryota; Fungi; Ascomycota; Saccharomycetes; Ascoideales; Ascoideaceae. The transcript has a single exon.